ACUGUUGGUAGGGUUACCUGGUGUCUCUGUUUGCCUUAAUGUUAGCAGUCGGUUAAACUCAACAAGACUACUGGACAUUUCAGAAAGUUUGUAUUGAUCUCCUCACCCUAGUGGAGAUGACAGACACCAUCUUUGGCAGUGGGAACGACCAAUGGGUUUGCCCCAAUGACAGACAGCUUGCACUGCGAGCCAAGCUGCAGACAGGCUGGUCUGUUCAUACUUUCCGGACAGAGAAACAACGAAAGAGUCAGAGUUUAAAUGACAACGAGUUGGAGAUUAUUCUGAGAGUCAUAAAGAGAGCUGAAAGACUGGACCAGAACGAACAGCUCCGCAUUGGGAGGCUAGUGGAGCGUCUUGAGAACAUGAGGAAGAAUGUGAUGGGGAACGGCCUGUCUCAGUGCCUGCUGUGCGGGGAGCUCCUGGGUUUUCUGGGGACCCCCUCUGUGUUCUGUCAGGACUGCACCCAGGUCCUUGGCUAA
Messenger RNA from Polyodon spathula (Mississippi paddlefish), 479 nucleotides. Its product is annotated as rab effector Noc2-like. Bases 117 to 479 code for a protein of 120 amino acids. The transcript is spliced from 5 exons. Lineage: Eukaryota; Metazoa; Chordata; Actinopteri; Acipenseriformes; Polyodontidae. Gene Ontology annotation, biological process: intracellular protein transport. The record is from RefSeq and is a predicted model, not a curated record. Gene Ontology annotation, molecular function: small GTPase binding.